Molecule: messenger RNA, 2250 nt
Organism: Trifolium pratense (red clover)
Lineage: Eukaryota; Viridiplantae; Streptophyta; Magnoliopsida; Fabales; Fabaceae
Product: serine/threonine-protein kinase D6PKL2-like
Exons: 2
Coding region: 168-1550 (460 amino acids)
Biological process (GO): protein phosphorylation
Cellular component (GO): plasma membrane; cytoplasm; nucleus
Molecular function (GO): ATP binding; protein serine/threonine kinase activity
Source: RefSeq, a predicted model, not a curated record
AAAUAAAUCCAUUUAUAAUUAAUUAGAAUCUCGAAAAGCCAUUUAAAAACCCGAAAAGUCAUAAACAUUUAAUUUCCCCUUUUCCCUCAUUUUACAUAGAAAGAAAUCACCAUUUUCCAUUUCGACACACACACACUCUCACUCUCUCCUUCUCUCUUCCCAACGCAAUGGACCCAUGGCUCGACGAUCUCACCGACGACCUUCAAAGCCUAAGCUUCGCCUCCACAACCACCACCAACGCCGACAUCAAACGAAGCACAAGCUUCGGUUCCACAACAACCGCCUCAACCUCCGCUCAUCUCUCAAAUCGAUCCCUAAAUCCGCCAAUCACCAAACAUCACGCUCCUUUAUCCGACCCUCGCUGGUCCGCCAUUCACCGGAUCCGAUCAGAAUCACCUUCUCGUCACAUCCUUCCGUCUGACCUUCGAUUCUCCCGCCGUCUCGGUUCCGGUGAUAUUAGUUCUGUUUAUCUUGCUGAACUUAAUGACGACGGGAAAAUUCCGGCGAUGUUCGCGGCGAAAGUGAUGGAUAAGAAGGAGUUAGUUAGUAGAAGUAAAGAAGGAAGAGCGAAAACGGAGAGAGAAAUACUUGAAUCUCUUGAUCAUCCUUUUUUGCCUACUCUUUAUGCUACUAUUGAUGCUGCGAAAUGGCUUUGUCUUUUGACGGAGUUUUGUCCCGGCGGUGAUCUUCAUGUUCUCCGGCAACGGCAGCCAAAUAAACGGUUCCCUGAAUCCGCCGUCAGAUUCUAUGCAUCAGAGGUGCUGAUGGCACUUGAAUACCUUCACAUGUUGGGAAUAGUAUACCGUGAUCUCAAGCCAGAGAAUGUGUUAGUAAGAUCAGAUGGCCAUAUAAUGCUCACAGACUUUGAUCUCUCAUUAAAAUGUGAUGCUGCUGAUUCAACACCAGCUCAGAUAAUAAUCUCAAGUCAAAACUCUCCACAAGUAGUCCCACAAAAAUAUCCCCACACUGGAUCCUCUCAAUUCGCCUCAUCUUCAUGCAUAAUACCUAAUUGUAUUGUCCCAGCAGUGUCUUGUUUCCAACCAAAACGCAAACGAAAGAAGAAACAAAACCAGUUUAAUGGGCCUGAGUUUGUUGCUGAGCCUAUUGAUGUUAGAUCCAUGUCAUUUGUUGGGACACAUGAAUACUUGGCUCCUGAGAUAGUGUCUGGUGAAGGACAUGGUAGUGCUGUGGAUUGGUGGACCUUAGGAAUAUUUAUAUUUGAAUUAUUUUAUGGUGUUACGCCUUUUAGAGGCUUGGAUAAUGAAUUAACUCUAGCAAAUAUUGUGGCUCGAGCUUUGGAGUUCCCAAAGGAACCUACCGUGCCAGCCACGGUAAAAGAUCUUAUCUCACAGUUAUUGGUUAAGGAUCCAGCUAGGAGAUUAGGAUCAAUAAUGGGGGCUUCUACAAUCAAACACCACUCGUUUUUUCAAGGUGUGAAUUGGGCAUUGUUAAGGUGUACAACUCCACCUUAUGUUCCACCACCUUAUAGUAAAGAUAAAGAUGAUUUAUCUGAUGAUAGUUGUCCACAAACUCCUAUUGAUUAUUAUUGAUGACAAUAAAAGGAAUUUGGAUCGGCCAUGGGAUACUACUGCAUUCACGUAUUCAGGACAUCAAUGACCGUUGGAUCAAACAUAGACGAUCUAAAAGAAUGUCGAUAUUUAUGUUCAUUUUAUUAUUAGACAGUCUGAUCUUGAUCAAACGUUCAUAGAUGUCCCUAAUGCAUGAAUGCAUGGAGAUAUGACUGCAGGGGAGCCGAAUCUCAAUACAAGGAGGAAAAGUACAGUUAGCUAGCUAGUUUAAGGAAAUUCAAUUAUAGGAGUAUUUAUCUUUUUUAUUUAUAUUUUAUUUCUUCUCCGUUAAGUUAAUUUGUCACCAUACUAUUGUCUUUAUAAUUUAAGAGGCUUGAAUAGAGAAAUGUAAUUGUCAACCAAACUAUGUUAAUUGAGCAUGUUGACAAAUUAAAUUAAUGAGUGCUCUGCUCAAGUAGAGCAAUACGUACCAUAUGCAGAUAGGUUUGGUGAAUUAUAUAAUAUAGCUGGCAAAAGCAGUAGCACAUGAUUUUAAUAAUAUUUUGUUGAGUUUUUUAGUUAUAUUAAUAAAUGGGGCUGCAAUUCACUAAUGUCAAACAAAGAUAGCAUUGAAAUGUAGCAUGGGACAAAUUAUGUAGAAACAAUGAUAUUGACUUAGGAAGAGCAUGAAUGAACGAGAAAACCGCUGGCACCUUGUGGCUAUUUCUAUUUGUGUACAAAA